AUGGCAUGUGUGUGCUCAGUAGUUGUUGGCCGAGCUCCAGCUUGUGGACUGCUGACUUUAGUUCCUCGUUUCAGCUCCACUACCAGAGUUGGGUAUAGAAAGCUGCGCAAGAAUCAUCAGAGCCCUCGACGCUCUAAGCUUCCCCCGGAUUUUGGGGUCAACUUGUUCCUCAAGAAGCCAACUACUGAGUCUCUUUUGAUACAUGACAAUGGUGAUUCUUCUGACGAUGAGGAAGAAGCUGAAGCUGCAGGUGAGGUUGAGGAAGAUGGGAACCAUGAGGACCUUAUUGAUUGGGAAGAAGACGAGAUUGAAGCAAUAUCCUCCCUCUUUCAGGGUAGGAUCCCUCAAAAGCCAGGCAAGUUGACCAGAGAAAGGCCAUUGCCACUUCCCCUUCCUCACAAGAUUAGGCCUUUACGACUCCCUACCCCGAAGAAACGAUAUAAGUUUAUCCCUCCGAAGUCAGCUGUUUCAACCCCGUCGUCAGUUUCCAAUCAACUUCACAAGAACCCAGUUUUUCUCAUUAACUUGGCUAAACGGAUUAGUGGCCUUAAGACUGAUGAAAAUGCAUCUCUUGUUCUAAAGAAGCAUGCUCGCUUUCUCAGUAAAGGUUCGUUAUCUUUGACUAUUCGAGAGCUGGGUCACAUGGGUCUCCCUGAGAGAGCACUGGAGACAUUUUGUUGGGCUCAGAAUCAACCUGACCUUGUCCCUGAUGAUAGGAUUUUGGCUUCUACUGUUGAAGUGUUAGCACGGAAUCACGACUUGAAAGUACCAUUUGACUGGCAGAGCCUCACUACUUUGGCAAGCCGAGGGGUCAUGGAGGCAAUGAUUAGGGGAUUCAUUAGAGGUGGAAAGUUACAGCUCGCUUUGAAACUUGUCUCCGUUGCUAAGCGAGACAAUAGAGUGUUGGAUGCAGGUAUAUAUGCCAAGUUAGCCCUCGAGUUGAUAAAGAAUCCAGACAAACACUCACUUGUGGCAGAGUUACUGGAGGAGCUUGGAAAUAGGGACGCAUUGAAUUUAACCCAGCAGGAUUGCACUGCUCUCAUGAAAGUCAGCAUUAGGCUUGGGAAAUUUGAGAUUGUGGAAGGUCUUUGUGAUUGGUUUAAACUAUCAGGAAGGGAACCAAGUGUGGUUAUGUACACAACUUUGAUCCACAGCCGGUACACAGAGAAAAAGUAUCGGGAUGCGCUGGCUGCUGUCUGGGAAAUGGAGGGUUCAAAUGUUCUACUUGAUCUCCCGGCUUAUCGUGUGGUUAUAAAGCUUUGUGUUGCCUUGAAUGAUCUGCAAAGGGCUUCCAGAUAUUUUUCGAAACUCAAGGAAGCAGGUUUCUCCCCAACUUAUGACAUGUACAAGGACUUGGUUAAAGUACAUAUGGCUUCUGGAAGACUGGCAAAGUCGAAGGUAAUCUGGAAGGAAGCAGAGGUGGCUGGGUUCAAGUUCGACAAACCAAUGUGCACCCAAUUCUUGCAACUCGAAAGAGAACAAGGUUUGUGA
This is a messenger RNA of Linum tenue, 1491 nucleotides long. The record is from the annotation of a GenBank genome assembly. NCBI's taxonomy places the organism in Eukaryota, Viridiplantae, Streptophyta, Magnoliopsida, Malpighiales, Linaceae.